CGGCUAUGUAGCGUGAUGAGGACUCACCUGUGCACCAGGAGAAAAGUCCACCGUUUAACUUGUGCAGAAGAAAACGCUUACGUAUUUCAGUCACGGUCGUCAGGUCCCAGCCCCAGUCCCAGUCCCACGCCUGACAGCGAAAUGUCUGAGAGAGGAGCCUUCGAUACCAACGUGCUGACCCUCACCAGGUUCGUCCUGGAGGAGGGCAGGAAGGCCCAAGGAACCGGGGAGCUGACAAACCUGCUCAACUCCAUCUGCACCGCUGUCAAAGCCAUUUCCACCGCUGUCAGGAAGGCUGGGAUUGCUAACCUCUAUGGCAUCGCUGGGAGCACCAACGUGACCGGGGACCAGGUGAAGAAGCUGGACGUCCUCUCCAACGACCUGGUCAUCAACAUGAUCAAGUCCUCCUUCACCUCCUGCGUGCUGGUCUCAGAGGAAGAUGACAACGCCCUCAUUGUGGAACCAGACAAGAGCGGAAAGUACAUCGUGUGCUUCGAUCCACUGGACGGCUCCUCCAACAUCGACUGUCUUGUCUCCAUUGGAACAAUCUUCGCCAUCUACAAAAAGACCACAAAUGGGGAACCAUGCGAGAAGGACGCUCUGCAGCCUGGAAGAAACAUCGUGGCAGCAGGUUAUGCCCUGUACGGCAGCGCCACCAUGAUCGUCCUGUCCACUGGUCAGGGAGUCAACUGCUUCAUGCUCGACCCUUCAAUCGGAGAGUUCAUCCUGGUGGACAAAGACGUGAAGAUUAAGAAAAAGGGAAAAAUCUACAGUUUGAAUGAGGGAUACGCACAGCAUUUUUAUCCAGAUGUGACAGAGUACCUACAAAAGAAGAAAUACCCAGAGGAUGGUUCCGCUCCAUAUGGGAGUCGAUAUGUCGGUUCAAUGGUAGCAGAUGUUCAUCGUACUUUGGUGUACGGAGGAAUCUUUUUAUAUCCUGCUAAUGUCAAGAGUCCUAAGGGAAAGCUGAGGCUGCUUUACGAAUGCAACCCCAUGGCCUUCAUCAUGGAGCAGGCUGGAGGACUGGCCACCACCGGAGCUAUGAACGUUUUGGACAUCCAGCCAACCUCCAUCCACCAGAGAGUCCCUGUGGUCCUGGGCUCCCCUGACGAUGUGCAGGAGUAUAUUUCCAUCUACAAGAAGCACAACAAAUGAGCAGGUCAGGUCUGGUGGUGAGCAACAUAAAACAGGACUGACAACACAAACUCUGGGUUCAGUCAGGACGUUGAUUGUGCUUUUUACUCGUUCCAUCUAAAAGCACUGAUGAAGAAACCAGAAGACAGACUGACUGGAUCUACUACCUCUGCCUCACACUGGGUGAAUUCCAUCUCGACGCCUGUAUUUUUUAAAUAAAGACAAACUGAAA
Molecule: messenger RNA, 1366 nt
Organism: Mugil cephalus (flathead mullet)
Lineage: Eukaryota; Metazoa; Chordata; Actinopteri; Mugiliformes; Mugilidae
Gene: fbp1b
Product: fructose-1,6-bisphosphatase 1b
Exons: 9
Coding region: 16-1155 (379 amino acids)
Biological process (GO): gluconeogenesis; fructose 6-phosphate metabolic process; fructose 1,6-bisphosphate metabolic process
Cellular component (GO): cytoplasm; cytosol
Molecular function (GO): fructose 1,6-bisphosphate 1-phosphatase activity
Source: RefSeq, a predicted model, not a curated record